CGCGCCUGGCGGCGGCCACGGCGGCGCUCUGCCUGGUGGCGGCCGCGUCGGUGUGCAGGGCGGGCGCCGCGCCCAUGAGCAGGGAGGAGAAGCAGCGGCUCGGGAAUCAAGUGCUGGAAAUGUUUGAUCAUGCCUAUGGUAACUACAUGGAACAUGCCUACCCAGCGGACGAACUCAUGCCUUUGACCUGCAGAGGUCGGGUUAGAGGCCAGGAGCCCAGUCGAGGGGACGUUGAUGACGCCUUGGGAAAGUUUUCUCUGACCCUGAUUGACUCCUUGGACACCCUCGUGGUAUUAAAUAAAACAAAAGAAUUUGAAGAUGCAGUGAGAAAAGUUUUAAGAGAUGUUAAUUUAGAUAAUGACGUAGUUGUAUCCGUCUUCGAAACGAACAUCAGAGUUCUUGGGGGCCUGCUAGGGGGCCACUCGCUGGCGAUCAUGCUGAAGGAGAAAGGCGAGCACAUGCAGUGGUACAGUGACGAGCUCCUGCAGAUGGCCAAGCAGCUGGGCUACAAGCUUCUCCCGGCCUUCAAUACCACCAGCGGCCUCCCUUACCCCAGAAUCAAUUUGAAGUUUGGCAUCAGGAAGCCAGAAGCUCGGACAGGAACUGAGACGGACACCUGCACGGCCUGUGCGGGUACCUUGAUCCUCGAGUUUGCCGCCCUGAGUCGCUUCACAGGAGCAGCGAUAUUUGAGGAAUAUGCAAGAAAAGCUCUCGAUUUUCUCUGGGAAAAAAGACAGCGAAGUAGCAAUUUAGUGGGAGUGACUAUCAAUAUUCAUACAGGAGACUGGGUUCGUAAAGACAGCGGCGUUGGAGCAGGGAUCGAUUCGUAUUACGAGUACUUGCUGAAAGCCUAUGUCCUGCUGGGAGAUGACAGCUUUCUGGAAAGAUUUAACACACACUACGACGCCAUCAUGCGGUACAUCAGUCAGCCGCCGCUCCUACUCGACGUGCACAUCCACAAGCCCAUGCUGAACGCGCGCACCUGGAUGGACGCCCUGCUGGCCUUCUUCCCGGGUUUGCAGGUUUUAAAGGGGGACAUUAGACCUGCCAUUGAGACGCAUGAGAUGUUGUACCAGGUGAUUAAGAAGCACAACUUCCUGCCGGAGGCGUUUACGACGGAUUUCCGGGUGCACUGGGCUCAGCAUCCUCUACGGCCAGAAUUCGCAGAGAGCACCUACUUCUUGUACAAAGCUACGGGAGACCCUUACUACCUGGAAGUAGGGAAAACACUUAUUGAAAAUUUAAACAAGUACGCGAGAGUGCCUUGCGGAUUCGCGGCCAUGAAGGACGUGCGCACCGGAAGUCACGAGGACAGAAUGGACUCUUUCUUCUUGGCUGAAAUGUUUAAAUAUCUUUACCUACUGUUUGCUGAGAAGGAAGACAUCAUCUUUGACAUAGAGGACUACAUCUUUACCACAGAGGCCCAUCUGCUGCCCCUCUGGCUCUCGACGACGAAUCGGAGCUCUUCCAGGAAGAACGGGACCUCAGAAUACACAGAGCUGGACGACAGUAACUUUGACUGGACUUGUCCCAACGCUCAGCUUCUCUUUCCCAAUGACCCGCUGUAUGCUCAGAGCAUUCGUGAGCCCUUGAAAAACGUGGUGGACAAGAGCUGUCCCAGAGGCAUCAUCAGAGUAGAGGAGAGCUUCAGGAGUGGAGCUAAGCCCCCUCUGCGAGCCAGGGAUUUCAUGGCCACUAACCCUGAGCACUUAGAGAUCCUGAAGAAGAUGGGGGUGAGUUUGAUUCACCUCAAAGACGGGCGAGUCCAGUUGGUCCAGCAUGCGAUCCAAGCCGCCAGCUCUGUGGACGCCGAGGACGGGCUGAGGUUCAUGCAGGAGAUGAUCGAGCUGUCCAGCCAGCAGCAGAAGGAGCAGCAGCUGCCCCCGCGGGCGGUGCAGAUCGUGUCCCACCCGUUUUUUGGCAGGGUGGUGUUGACUGCGGGCCCCGCUCAGUUUGGGCUGGAUCUGUCUAAACAUAAAGAGACGAGAGGGUUUGUUGCAAGCAGUAAGCCUUACAAUGGGUGUUCCGAGCUCACCAACCCGGAGGCAGUAAUGGGGAAAAUCGCGCUGAUUCAAAGGGGACAGUGCAUGUUUGCGGAAAAGGCACGCAACAUCCAGAACGCGGGCGCCAUCGGCGGCAUCGUGAUUGAUGACAACGAGGGGAGCAGCAGCGACACCGCGCCCCUGUUCCAGAUGGCAGGCGAUGGGAAGGACACGGACGACAUCACCAUCCCCAUGCUGUUCCUGUUCAGCAAGGAGGGCAACAUCAUCCUGGACGCCCUGCGGGAGUACGAGGAGGUGGAGGUGCUGCUGUCGGACAAGGCCAGGGACCGAGACCCUGAGCUGGACAGUGAGGAGCAGCCGGCCCCCGAGAACGAGGCCCAGAAUCCGAGUGCCGAGCCGCUGGCGGCGGUUCCCCAGAUGGUCGGCUUGGGGGAUGGGGAUGCCGGGGAAAGCCCCGCGCCCUCCCCGCCAGAACCAUCGUCCCCUGCGGACACGCACCACGCCGCCGGGGUCGGGCCCUCCGAGCAGACGUCCCAACCCACGGAGACGCCGGAGACCGCACAUCUCGACCAGGAGUGCCCGGACGCCACGGACGCUGAUCACAGCCCACGGGAGGAACAGCCGGAGACCGAGGACGACGGCAGCGCGAGCAGCGGCUGGACCACGAAGGCCACGCCCAUAGACUCCAUAUUAGCGGACUGGAAUGAAGACAUAGAAGCCUUCGAGAUGAUGGAGAAGGACGAACUCUGAGCGGCCGCGGCGGCUGGGGUAGGUGCUCAGCAGGAGAGAUGACUGUGGCGCGCAGACACCCUGAUCUGCAGCAGGCUCUCCGCGGGGCGUCACGCGGGCCGGCAGGGACCCUCCUGCUGGGAUGGUUCGUUACCCUGGGCAUCUGGAGCACCUGGUUAGACGUGGCCUCGUCUGGCCUGUCCCAUCCAGAGUGGACGCUCGCAGUGACGGCACUGCCCCCGCGGUGCUGCAGGCCAGGGAGGGAGCCAGCCGUCCACAGUCUGGGAGGGGGCGUGGGCCGGGGGCCCCGGGUGAGAGCCGGGGCGGCUGCCUGUGCUGCCCUCAGGAGCCUGGGGAGAGGCCUGGGCAGGUGCGAGGUGGCCGCGCUCACUCUGGGAACGCCGCCUGCUCAGCGCGCCCACCGCCUGACACCACGCGGCUGGAGUCUCCUCCAGCGGGGCCCUUGACACGGAGACAGGGCGCGGCCGGUGGACCUUCUCAGUGUGUUUUCUGCAGGGAGAGCAGGCGCUGGGACCAGGGAAGGGGCGCCCAGCACGCUGCAGCACUGGGCUCCCGCCUGCUGGUGGAAAGGGAGCCAGGGAGGCACCGCAUGUGGUGAUGCACAAGCCCCGGGGGCCGCGGCAGCGGAACCGGCCUGGCUCCCGCACGGGGGUCCCUCUCGCCGUCAGCCUUACUCCACCCCCGCUUCCUCCUGCAGAGCCGGGAGAGCUGGUAGUGGUCUCGGGCCUGGGGUCACUGCUGCUCCUGUCCUUGGAAGCUCUGGUCUCUGAAGUUCCACCUAAGGGGUUGUCCGUUUUCCCUGAAUCAUGGUUUUGCUGUAUCAAGUGCUCCUUCUGGUACGGACCGGACGGUUGGCUUUGCACGGUGGCGACUGCACGCAGCCGAACAGCGCAGUGGACGCUGUGCCGUUGUUUUCUGGUUCUAGAUUUCGGUGGCAGUUUGGUGCUGGCCACAUUUAAGUUUUUAAGAUUUUGUUGUUGAUAUCUGUAGGCAGCCCUGUAGAUGAAAUCAUGGCUUACAAAUGUUAUUUAUUUGUAAAAUAUCUAUGAAUCAGUUCCGAAGGCAUAUUUGAGAGGCCUGGUUCCCUUCCUCUUGACCGGGGCGCUGCACAGGAGCCUUCUCCUGGAGUGCGGUGCUGAGGGACUGCGUGGCUCACGCGGUGCGGAGCUGGGCGCGGGUGUGUACCGUCCGCUGGCAGUGUGUAGGGGGUAGCACCUGCUUCCAGAAGCUCCCUGCGCGUCAUCGGGCCGUGCGUUGCCAAUCUCGGAAUUCACUGGAGGGAGGGGAAAGAGCCAUAGCCAGCGGUAAACCAGACCAGCCAGGUGCUCUUCGUCUCCGCCUGUGGAGCUCCGUGUCCGAGGGCAGGGCUGUCGGGCAGACGGCGUGCAGCAGGGUGGACGUGGCACUCUGUCUGUCCAGGGAGCUGGCGCGCGACGGCUCGCCUCGGUGGCGCCUAGGCUGGGGCCUGGCCGAGAAGCGCAGAGGCCGCGGAAGCCGCGUACAUGUUGAUUUCAUUUUAUGUUUGUAGCCCCAAACCAUUGUUGGCUACUUCUGAUUUUCCUGAGUUACCAAAAGCAAUUUUCCCCGGAAGGAGACCCGCCUGGGAGAGCACGGGCGAGGCCGCGGCGGCUGCUGCCCUGCCGUGCCGGCGGUGGGGCGUCGCCCGGCGCUGCCAUGCGGGAGCAGCCUGCUCUCUUGUUUAGAAGGAAGCAGGGGUUCAGCCAGUUCCGUGUGACCCCGCUGUCCCUCCCAGCCCGGCCCCCUGCCCUCACUGCCACGGAGUCGUGUCGGAGCCGAUGGGCGUUCCCGCAGCAUUAGGUGUGUUUAGUGUUCUGUGUUUUGAGUACCUUUUAUAGACAUUUUAUUUACUUGCUAGAUUCAGGGAGUUCUGUGAGGCCCUGAGUUUAAGAACAUCUGGUCUACCUCAGUUCAGCGUUGACUGCUUAGAAGUAGAGCUGAAGCGAUCACCAACAGCCAUAACACUGCUGGACUAGGAAAGAGCUGUGCGCGUUUACAGACCUGCCGGCGAGGGAGGACGCCGCCUGGGUCACCAGCUGGGCCCUGGAGCUGGAAUUUAAUUCAGGUGUUUUCAGACUUGCCUACCUACUAACAAUAGUAUGGCUGGAGUUGCUUUCUCGCACAUGAAAGUCCACCGGAGUGUCACCCUUUUCGCAGUACUUUUCCCAUAGUUUGAAACACGAAGGCAUCGCCACUGAUGGGUGUGUGCACGGCGCUGCCUCCGGUGGCUUCACCAGGCUCCGCAGUCUGCUGGUCUCAGAACCAAGGAUUUCUUGACGUUUUACUUUUCCCUUUUCACCAGUCUUAGUGAAAUGAAAGGGUGUGCCCGCUCUGAUUUUGAUUUCGCUAACACAGCUACUGUCACGAAUUUGUGUAGAUCCAGGUCCCGUCCCGCGGCCUUUUGUCUAAGCAGAGCCAGCAGUUGUCCUCUCUCCUGAGCCCUGCCAGAGCAUCCAGGAGAGCUCGCGAGCGGGGCUCAGAGUGCUUGUCCCUGGGCUCAGUGAGGGGACUGAGUGCUUGUCCCUGGGCUCAGUGAGCGGGGCUCAGAGUGCUUGUCCCUGGGCUCAGUGAGGGGACUGAGUGCUUGUCCCUGGGCUCAGUGAGCGGGGCUGAGUGCUUGUCCCUGGGCUCAGUGAGCGGGACUGAGUGCUUGUCCCUGGGCUCAGUGAGCGGGGCUCAGAGUGCUUGUCCCUGGGCUCAGUGAGCGGGGUUCAGAGUGCUUGUCCCUGGGCUCAUUGAGCGGGACAGAGUGCUUGUCCCUGGGCUCAGUGAGCGGACUGAGUGCUUGUCCCUGGGCUCAGUGAGUGGGACUGAGUGCUUGUCCCUGGGCUCAGUGAGCGGGGUUCAGAGUGCUUGUCCCUGGGCUCAGUGAGGGGAAUGGAGUGCUUGUCCCUGGGCUCAGUGAGGGGAAUGGAGUGCUUGUCCCUGGGCUCAGUGAACAUCCCAGCAAGGCUGUAGUCAGAACAUAGAAACAUUCUGUGAAUGAGACGUUGUAUGUUCAGAUUUUAUAAGAGACGUUUUUAAACAAGCCCAAUUUACAGCCGUAUAUUUUCUUAUGAUGUAAUUUAUGAAAAAGAUGUCUGUUCUAACAGGUGCUCUAACACCACUGUUGUUGGGUUUUAUUGUUUGGUGAUAAAUGUGUACAAUCUUUCUAUGGGAAACUGUGUACUGUGAUGUAAAAGUCUGGGCAAAAUGUACAUAAUCCUUGUAUAUAAUUGUGUAUUUGAUUAUAAUUACUGAUUGUAAAGAUUUAAUAAAACAUGUAAAUA
Molecule: messenger RNA, 6040 nt
Organism: Lepus europaeus (European hare)
Lineage: Eukaryota; Metazoa; Chordata; Mammalia; Lagomorpha; Leporidae
Gene: EDEM3
Product: ER degradation enhancing alpha-mannosidase like protein 3
Exons: 20
Coding region: 75-2753 (892 amino acids)
Biological process (GO): mannose trimming involved in glycoprotein ERAD pathway; carbohydrate metabolic process; endoplasmic reticulum mannose trimming
Cellular component (GO): endoplasmic reticulum; membrane
Molecular function (GO): mannosyl-oligosaccharide 1,2-alpha-mannosidase activity; calcium ion binding
Source: RefSeq, a predicted model, not a curated record